Molecule: messenger RNA, 1163 nt
Organism: Branchiostoma belcheri (Belcher's lancelet)
Lineage: Eukaryota; Metazoa; Chordata; Leptocardii; Amphioxiformes; Branchiostomatidae
Product: immediate early response 3-interacting protein 1-like
Exons: 3
Coding region: 34-279 (81 amino acids)
Biological process (GO): endoplasmic reticulum to Golgi vesicle-mediated transport
Cellular component (GO): endoplasmic reticulum membrane; COPII-coated ER to Golgi transport vesicle; Golgi membrane
Source: RefSeq, a predicted model, not a curated record
AGAAAUGGACUAUCCCACCAACAAGCAUCCAAGAUGGCGCUGGGUCUGUAUUCUCUGAUCGAAGCUGCUCUGCUGUGUGUGAACGCGAUUGCCGUGCUAAAUGAGGAGAGAUUCCUAUCUAAAGUUGGAUGGGCCACAGACACAGUCAGUGGCUUCGGGGAGCAGCCUGGGAUGAAGUCUCAGAUCAUCAACCUCAUCAGAUCAGUGCGCAUGGUCAUGAGGAUACCCCUGAUUAUUGUGAACACUAUAACUAUAGUGCUUCUGCUGCUGUUUGGAUAGCAGACAUCUUUACAUUUACCAGACUCCUGCCCUGCUCCAAGACACAAUAAUGGCCAGCCUGUGGUGCUGUGGAACACUUUCCCCCUCUUAUUACAUUUAUACCACAACUCUAGAAGGCACCACCUAUCCAUACAAACCCUGAUGAGGUGACAACUGAAUGCAAGGAUGAGGCCAAAAUGUAUGUUCUUAAAGCCUAGUUAUGACAUUGCAUACUUUUAUUUAGAUACAUUGUAUUUGUAAAGAUACCGGGGUACUUCUGUUGAAAAAGUGUCUUAUUCUACUUCCAAUAUUGUUUUUUGAGUCCACCAAGCACAUGUACUUUAGAUAAAUUCCUUGGUAAUGACAGGUUGUUAACUGCAAAAUACAAUGAACUUAUUACUCUAUACUAGAGACUUGUGACUGACAAUGUGACAUGUAAUUAUGAGUCAGGUUUGGCAAGGUCACUCUGUUUACUCUGAUAAAUAAUCAUUGUUCUUGAAACACAAGCCCUUUAUCACUAUUUCUCGUGUUCAUACUGCUGGGAGAGGAUAAGGAAUUGGAUUCCUGCAGUUCUCCCAGCCCACCUAACAUUACCCUGAAGGUGCUAUAAGCAACUGUAUAUAUUGUGAGUUGUCUUUCCACAAGAGAGAAGCUCUUUAUGAUUCCAGUUGUUGUUUCGUGUAUUGAGUUGAAAUAUUGAACUUGAAAGUAUAAAAAUCAAACUGAUGUAACUCUUGGCCGUCAUGGGUAAGGCUAGUAUAAUUUGCUCAAUCCAGAAGCCAGCUUUUACACCAACUAUUUAAUGUUACAAACUUUGAGCACAUGUACAAUAACAAUGUCAUGAACUUAGUUGGGCUAUGGUACAGUUUUUCAACUUUUUGUGAUUAAACACACAUUAAGACAUA